Messenger RNA from Vicia villosa (hairy vetch), 796 nucleotides. RefSeq names its product glycine-rich protein 5-like. The record is from RefSeq and is a predicted model, not a curated record. The coding region runs from base 41 to 553 and encodes 170 amino acids. Lineage: Eukaryota; Viridiplantae; Streptophyta; Magnoliopsida; Fabales; Fabaceae. The transcript has a single exon.
AUAGUAUACUUUCGAUUGAGAGAAAACGGUGAAGAGAAAAAUGAGUAAGUUGUGCAUUUUGGUGGUUUUGGCUAUUGCUGUAGUUGCAACAAGUACAAGAAAUGUGCCUGCUGGAGAGGAUGGUUUGACGGACGAGAAGACCUUUGGUGGGCUUCCUGGUUUUCCAGGAAUUGGCAACAGUGGCUUUCCUUUCGGUGGUAGUGGUAACGCUGGUGGUGGCGGACUUGGCGGACUAGGCGGUGAUGGACUAGGAGGUAUUGGAGGUGGUGGUGGCUUAGGCGGAACAGGAGGUGGUGGUGGACUCGGUAAUGCUGGUGGACUCGGUGGAAAUGGAGGUGAUGGAUUCCGAGGAAUAGGAGGUGGUGCUGGUGGACGAAGUGGAACAGUAGGUGGUGGACGAGGUGAUGCUGGUGGCCUCGGUGGAAAUGGAGGUGAUGGACUCGGAGGAUUCAACGGACUAGGCGGUGGUGGACUGGGCGGACUAGGUGGAUUUGGUGGACCCAGCGGUGGCGGACUUGGAGGUUCUGGUGAUAGUGCCAUUCCUCAUCCAUGAAUAACAAGUUAAUUACUAUAUAUGGAAUAUACUAUAUUUUACUUAUUUUUAAGAUAAUAAAAGUUAAUUACAGUGGGUUUAUUGUUAUCUCAAAAUUGUCUAAUUUUAGUGUUUUAUUAAGGUUAUAUUUUCACCUACAGAAAGAGUGUUAGCUAGUACUAGUUUGUUUUGUUAUGGUGUGUUCUUCUUUCUCAUGUAAUAUGUAAGGGAUAUACAUUUCAUAAUCUACAAGUUUAUUAGUUA